Pectinophora gossypiella (pink bollworm) is the source of this 5570-nucleotide messenger RNA. RefSeq names its product gastrula zinc finger protein XlCGF26.1-like. Gene Ontology annotation, molecular function: DNA-binding transcription factor activity, RNA polymerase II-specific; zinc ion binding; RNA polymerase II cis-regulatory region sequence-specific DNA binding. The transcript has a single exon. Bases 96 to 1727 code for a protein of 543 amino acids. NCBI's taxonomy places the organism in Eukaryota, Metazoa, Arthropoda, Insecta, Lepidoptera, Gelechiidae. The record is from RefSeq and is a predicted model, not a curated record. Gene Ontology annotation, biological process: regulation of transcription by RNA polymerase II. Gene Ontology annotation, cellular component: nucleus.
CUGUCAAAAUGGUUGUUUAUCUUUGGGACCGUGUUUUUUGUUAAAAUAAAUAGAUUUCACUAAGAAAAACAGCAAUAAUACUCAAUUAAAACACUAUGGCUGAGCAAGAAGAAACUUAUUGUCGACUGUGUGCCGAGCCCACGCCGAAAGAUCAGCUAAUAUAUGCAGACGAGGACGUAGCCAUCAACUCCAAGAUUGCUACAAAAAUGCUGUGGAUAAAUAUUGAUAUUUCUAACGCUAAUACCUUACCAACAACGAUAUGCUUCUCAUGUUUCGACCUACUAGAACGCACUUGGUCGUUCCUUCACACUGUUAGAAGCGCACAGGAGAAAUUAACGUCAAUAUUUCUGCCGAAAGUUAGUAAGGAAACCGACGAUACGUCUUCAGAUGUGAAGACUGAGAAUAAGUCUUCAGCCGGUAAACCGGUUGACAAGAACUGGCAAGAGUUUCAAGCUACGAAAACCGAAGAUCCUGCCAUCAAAAUUGACCCUGAAAACUUAGAAGUCGUGGGCACUGUUGAUCCAAAUACCCUAAUAGACAAUAUUACUGUCAAGGCUGAACAAGUGAGCGACAAUGAUUACCAUGUCAACGACUCUGAUGGCUUCAACACAACGGACAGCGACAUCCCGUUACUUCGUUCUGUGAAAAAGCGAAAGGUGAAAAAAAAGAAAAGGAUUAAAUAUGACAUUGAAGUUACGGUUGAUGACUUGUUAAAGGCUGAAGUGGAUGCUGAACCGUUGCCUUUAUCAUCGCAGAAUAUGACAUGGGAGGACUACAUGUGCCACUGCGCAAGCUGUGAUGCCUUUUGUAAGAAUAUCCAAUCUUUACGGCUACAUUCUUUACAAAUACAUACUCGUUGUUGUGUUUUUAAAUGCUCAGACUGUGGCAAGGUUAUUGCUAACUUUAAAAACUUUGUAAAUCAUGUACGUACACAUAAGAACAUUCUUCGUUACUGCUGUGAGUAUUGUAAUAAGCAGUUCACUUUAACGGCCCUUGUAAAGAAACAUCUUAACACCGUUCAUGGUAAUGUUUACUUAACAACUUGUCAAAACUGUGGAGCUGCAUUUGAUUCCGAAGAGCUGUUGCAAGAUCAUUUGUUAUUAUAUUCUAAAGGCUUAAAAAAGAGUAGGAAAAAAGAUAACUUUGACGAGUGUGACUUGAAAUGUAACGAGUGUGGUAAAGAAUUUAAGUCUAAAAGCAAUUUGCAACAACACAAAUUGGUGCACACACAACGGAGCAGGGACUUUUCUUGUCAUAUCUGUGGUAAGAUGUUCUUUACAAAAGGCACUUUAAGCACACAUAUGAGCACGCACGAAGACACAAAACCAUUUAAAUGUGAAUAUUGUCCGAUGGCGUUUCGUGCCCGUGGUAACUUACAAUCUCAUAUAAGUCUACACUCCGGUGCGAAGCCUUUUGUCUGCGAGCAAUGUGGGAAAUCAUUCCGGGUCAAACGCCACUUGAAGUCCCAUUCCAUAGUCCAUACAGACUUAAUGCCUUAUGUAUGUGAAUAUUGUACUAAAUCUUUCCGUUUUAAAACUAGAUUAAACUUGCAUUUAAGACAACAUACAGGUGCUAAGCCGUAUAACUGUGUUUAUUGUCAAAGAGAUUUUACUAACGGAUCUAACUUUAAGAAACAUAUGAAGAGACGUCAUAAUGUGGAUACGUCUAAAAAAAGAUAUAAUAAUAUUGUUGUAGAUAAUAACCAAGAAGGGACAGAGAGUGUAUAAAAUAAUACUCAUUAUUUAUAACAUAACAUAAGCUCACAACUAUAUCCCAAUUGGGGUGGUCAGAGGUACAUCCAUCGCAAGAUGAACUAAGUACCCACGCCUCACCGAGCUUUCUGUUAGACCAACGUGAUAGGUGAGCCGUAUCGCCGUCUAUAAUGGUCGACCCAACUCUGUUAGUGAAAACUGCAUUUGCUCCCCGUUGGAGAAGCAAGCCAGUGUACGGCAGUGGAUAAUUAUUUAUGUUAGAAGUUAGUUUAUGUACAUUAAUGCCGAAUUAAAAAAUAUAUUACUUAAUUGAAAUGUCCCAUCAGUUAGCACAAGAUUAUAUGAAGCAUAUUCUUCAUUCUCUAUUGAAAAAUAUAAUGCUAAAAAUAAUCAAAAUACUUAUGGGUUUGUUUGUUUUGGAGUUAUAUUGCCACAAACGCACAUCACAAUAAACUUAUAACCUAUUCACUGCCUCUUUUGUAAAUGCAACCAAUUUUCUUAUAAGAAAAAUCAUAGUUAUAAGUAAUUUAUUUUAAUUUAAUUUUAGUUUUUAUUACGUCUUAUAGAUGGCGCCACAAAUCGAAUAACUAGGUAUUGCUUCAGUUUCAUCUCGCAUUUUAUAAUACCAUCAUUGUUUAAAAAAUGUUUGUUAUUAUUUUCAAACUAUUGUAUUCAUUAAAAAAUAAAAUCUUAUUGGAAAUCAUACAUGCAUAAGGGGACGCCUAUUUAUAGUGAAAAAGUGGGGAAACUUCCAAUAGUUCACGUUACUGGCGCUAGAUGUCACUAAUACUACAGCGACAUCUAGCGUAAUCAUUUAAAACUGACUUCAUAGAAAUCCGGAAAAGGUAGACAGAGGUGUACUGUCUCUCAGCCUCUCCUCACCAGCGUGUGCGUCAAGCCAGCGACCUCAAAAAAAUGGGCACGAAAAAAAUAUUUUACCAUACCAAAAAUUAGUACUCUUAUUGAAAAAAAUAGUACCUGUUGUAAAAAAAUUAGUACCAUCACGGUUCUAGAUUUAUAGCCUGUAUCUAGAUUUAUGUUUUAUUGCACUUGAUGGCUUGACGGUGAGCGAAAUUUGGCGAGAGUUAACGACAAGGUCUUUCGCUUUGAUUUAAACGCCAAAAAUUAGUACCGAAAUAGUACUAACCCCCUGCAAAAUACCGAAAUUAGUACUUCAACGGUCCCAAAGUUAUAAAGGCAGUUCUAAUUUUUUUUUCGUGCCCAUUUUUUUUUUUGAGGCCGCUGGCUUGGCGCGCACUCUCCAGCGGGCUUAGCACCGUAAGAGCGCGACUCUUUCUCGCCUCGACAUACGUAACCCGUCACUCUCUCACAGUACUGCACAGAAAGAGACAGAUGAUCUCUGUCGCGGCGAGAAAGAGUCGCGUGUUUACGGCGCUAAGCCCACAGCUAUUCUUAAAUCCCAUGUAAUAGAGGGCGAGCCUAUUGCCAUUAACCGGGCAGAAAUCCUGGAAACCACGCGAUGUCAAUACCCUAUGAUCCAAACAUGAAUUCAAACUCAUAAAGUCCAAUUGAGUGGUUUAGACUUUAAAGUCCGAUCCUGGAUUUGACCCUAUGUCACUACAAUGUACAUCACGCAUUCUCCGAAGAGGGUUAUCACAGAUUUUGUUCAGAGCUAUCACCUUAUGUUGGUCAUAAGUUUAUUUUAGAUAUUUUACUUCAAGCAAUAUAAACUCAAACUCAAAAAUAUAUUUAUUCAUUAAGUAACAGUUACACUUUGAAUCGUCAGUUUUGACAUAAAUUUCUGUCGAACUACUGCAGCUUCUCAUAUCCUUUCCAGGCUACGUUCCCGAAUGAGAACAUAGAUGGCGCUGUUUGCCUUCAUUUACCCUUCUAAUUUCUUGGAUAUGCAUCUAUUAUCUUUGUAUUUGGGUAUCAAUAAUGACUCUUGUUAUUACAUCCAGUUAUUCAUAUUAUUUGUUUGCAGGAGUAGUAGUAAAAGAGAGUGGGGUUGAACCUUUUUUUAUUUAUUUUUUUAUUUUGACGUGACUUAUUGUAUAUUUGCCGCAGAUGGCAUUAACUACUUGGCCGGACAAAUGGGGAGCGGUGGAGGCUCUCACCCGGUACAACAUUUAAGACAACAGGCCCGAGGGUGCCCAGUUGGGCUCGAACCUCGGCUCAGGGCGUCGUCUGAGAGGAAAAAUAUCUGAAAGAAUUGGGGUUGAACCGGUCACAGCGGUUCUCAUACAAAAUGCGCGUCAGGGCUUAUCAUCCUUCUUCUAUUCCGUGGUUUAAGCGUCAUGAAAGCGAAUACAUAUUUAAAGUAACAUAUCACACCACACAGUGGGCAGUGGUCCAGAACUAAUGUGCUAUGGAGUAUGAAGGGGAAGACACGCCUCAAGUAUUUGACUUGCCGCUAGUAUAUUAUUUUUUUAAGAUCGUCUAUACAUAUGACUGUUAGGCUGCGUUACCAUUGACGCGGAGCUGUGCGGAGUUGAGCUGAGAUGUGCAGGAAUCGACCAAUCACCGCGAGGGAGAGAGUGACAGAGCGUCUUCGUUUGUCGCUCUCUCGAACGCUGUGAUUGGUCAAAUCCGCACAUCUCCGCGUCAGUGGAAACUUAACCAUGAAAUUGGAUGGAUAAACGGAGGCAACUCUACAGCACCAUCUAUAUUUUAUUGGGGAACGUAGCCUGGAAAGUCCAGGAUUUAAUUUUGCUUGGCUGCCGAACCUAAACACAACACAUCGCUUUCUUUAUUUUUUAUUAGUACGACGGUAAUAAAGUGUUAUUAAAGUUAUUCAUUGUUACCCAAAACUGAUUGAAAAAUGGAAAUCAUUAAACCAUAAGCGAUAUAUAUAUAUAUAUAUAUUUUUAAAGUUUAAGUACUUAAUUAUAGCCUGAGGUGUUACAAGUAUGCAUUCGCUUAACGCAACGCUUAACCAAUCAGAAACGUGUGAUGACUCAAGCGAAUGGUAGAUCGGUUAAGCGUUGCGUUCACGAAAAGCGAAAGCGUCUUCGCUCGGUGCAUAGCUGAAUUGUGACGCUACGUUCCUCAAAAAUAAUACAGAUGGCGCUGUCCAGAUUUUAAGUGAUAAUUACCUACUUUCUCAUUGCUCGGGUACAUAAUUGUUUAAAAAUAUAUUAUAAUGGCGGAGGAUAUAUAAAAAUAAUUGUAACUUAAUAUUUGGACCAGAUUAUGUAUUACUAAUAAUAUAAUAGUUCCCAUAAUCUGCGAUAGCCCUACACGAACCGGGGAUUGUCUUUGGUUGCACUCCCAUAGUGUAUACAGGGAUAAUCGCCGGUUAGUGUCACAUCACAUUUAGAUUAAAUUGUCUUAAGGGGCCUCUGCGUGUUAGCUUCGGCCCCACGCACGCUUUCCAAAAGUCCGGGACUCCGUAGUCCCGAGAUAUGGAAAUGACCAACAUAAUAAUAAUAAAAUGUAUUUAUUUUUCCAAUAACUUAAUAACUAUUGGUACAGUAUUUUAUCUAUCUCUAGCAUUAUCUAUCUACAGUUAGAUAAUGCUAGAAAAUUAACAAUUUUAAAACACUGCUACAAGUACCAGCUAUCUUCCAUUAUGAUGCUACCCAAAUGGUUUUCUUUGUUUUAAUUAGAAUAAUGAGUGGAAGAUGUAUUGUGCCUGAGUGUAAUAAAAAAGGUCAUAAUUUAUACCCAAAAACAUAGAUAAAAUGCAUAACUAAGUAUGUCUGUUAUCUAUGAAAUUAGAAGGUUAAACAAAGGCAAAUUUUUACAACGCCAUCUAUUGGGGACGUAGCGUAGAAAGUCCUUCAUUAUCGGAAGAAAUUUUACUGUUAUUGUUUAUACUAUCAUUAUUAUUUUAAUAGAUAGAAAUGUACUUUAAUAAUGUAAGGCUUAAGUAUGUAAAUAUAAUAUUUAAGAUAA